CGCAUGUAAACCGACAUGAACGGCCGAAACACCAAAUCGAAGAUAUCAGUUGAGUUGUAAGCCGUCUCUUUCUCCUUUCCUCUCCUGAUUUCACCUCUCUUCCUUUUCUCUCUCCCACUUUGCUUAGAGGUUUUCGAGUACUCAGAAGAAAAAGCCAACACGCAGAACUAUCACAACUCCAUUUAAAGAAAAAUGACAAUAAAAUUAUAUAUGAAUGACGAUGAUGAGUUGUACCCUCUGCCAUUCUUUGUAACCUUGUUGCCAUUGUAGUUGUUGUUAGCUCUUUCAACAACGUACGGAGCACUUAUAUGGAAGCGAUGAAGUUUCGUAGGAAAGGCGACGUUGUUUCAUGGAGCAACUUCUUUCGCUGUACUAUUUUCAUUGUCGUCUCUUGUUUCACUUUCUCUGCAGUUCGCCUCUUCUUUGCAGUUCUCGGUUCUACCAGUCAAAAUUCGAAUAUGGAAGUUAUUAAGGAUGUAACUCCAGUUUUUCCGGCCGUCUCAAUACGAGAAACGGUCAUGCUUCCAGAUCAGGUCCUUAUUUUCCUAAAAUACCCUCCGUCAGCUCCAUUUUUUACCAAAGAGGACUUCCGCUGCGUUUACUCCUCGACCAACUCAUCCUCGCCGAAUCUCAUCAAGCAACCGCCAAUUCAAAUAGACGGCCAGGAUUUUGAGAACCAGAUAGUGCGGUGUUCUAUCCCUCCGAGUGGCUUUAUGCUAUCCCUUGAUUUAAAGGCGCAUGGGAUAAUUCCAAUCGUGCAUAUUCAAUGGUGGAACGCUCUUGCUUAUGAAGCUUUAAUCGACCGUGAUAAUUCUACGGUUGUUUUUGUGAAGGGACUUAAUCUACGGCCAGAAAGAAUGGCUAAUGCAUCGAAAUUCGAGUGCGUGUACGGUUGGAAUUUCAAUAGCACUAAGUAUUUGUUACGAACGGAAAUGUUGUCAAUUGCCCAGGAGAUCGGACGGUGUAAAACCCCUCUAAGCGUCUUGAAGGGCAGCCAAAGAGGAAACCGUUCUGUCAAAGUAUCAAUUAGGAUCAAAGGUAAAGGCAUAUAUCGCACAAUAGCCCGCCCGAUUCGCCUGUUGAAUAGUUACCCGCCCGCCCAAAAACAGUACGAAAUGUGCAUAUGCACCAUGCUGAGGAAUCAGGCAAAGUUUAUAAAGGAGUGGAUAAUGUACCACGCAGAAAUCGGGGUCCAACGGUGGUUCAUUUACGACAACAACAGUGAAGACGAAAUCGAGAGCAUAAUCAAGUCAUUAUCCGAUUUAAACUACAACAUUACUAGACAUGUUUGGCCAUGGACCAAGACACAAGAGGCCGGGUUCGCCCACUGCGCUUUACGGGCACGGGAGGUUUGCGAUUGGGUCGGGUUCAUCGAUGUGGAUGAGUUCUUUCACUUGCCAUCAGGAUUAAUGCUAUAUGACGUCGUGGGAAAAUACUCAGGAGGGGAUAGUAAAAUCGGAGAGCUACGUGUUUCCUGUCAUAGUUUCGGACCAUCGGGGCUCAAACACGUGCCGACUGACGGAGUGACUUUGGGUUACACGUGUAGAAUGGUUGCCUCGGAGAGGCACAAGAGUAUAGUAAAACCAGAGGCAUUAAGCCCGUCGUUGAUCAAUGUGGUGCAUCAUUUUCAUCUGAGGGCUGGAUUUUAUUACUUGAAUGUGGAUAAAGGAAAGUUGAUAAUUAAUCACUAUAAAUAUCAAGUGUGGGAAGUGUUCAAAGAGAAGUUUUACAGGAGAGUGGCGGCUUAUGUAGUUGAUUGGCAAGAUACUCAGAGUGUCGGGUCGAAGGAUCGGGCACCCGGGUUAGGGACGAGAGCGGUGGAGCCGGAGGAUUGGACGAGACGGUUCUGUGAGGUGAAUGACAGUGGGCUGAGGGAGAAAGUGCUGAGAAGUUUUGUGAACCCGCAGACGAAACUUUUGCCAUGGCAAGAGGAAUUAACUGAAGUCGGUAGGAGAAAGAAAAGUCAUGUGAUUAUAUGAUGGGGAAUGAAUACAUGUAGAAAUACAGGGUAGUGUAUUUUAUUCUUUUUGUAAAUAUAUACAAAUUUACUAAUUAAAGUUGAAGAA
This is a messenger RNA of Mangifera indica (mango), 2066 nucleotides long. Its product is annotated as glycosyltransferase family 92 protein RCOM_0530710-like. The coding region runs from base 309 to 1979 and encodes 556 amino acids. NCBI's taxonomy places the organism in Eukaryota, Viridiplantae, Streptophyta, Magnoliopsida, Sapindales, Anacardiaceae. The transcript has 2 exons. The record is from RefSeq and is a predicted model, not a curated record.